Andrographis paniculata is the source of this 1413-nucleotide messenger RNA. Its product is annotated as cyclin-dependent kinase inhibitor 7-like. Lineage: Eukaryota; Viridiplantae; Streptophyta; Magnoliopsida; Lamiales; Acanthaceae. The transcript has 5 exons. The record is from RefSeq and is a predicted model, not a curated record. Gene Ontology annotation, biological process: negative regulation of cyclin-dependent protein serine/threonine kinase activity. Bases 242 to 886 code for a protein of 214 amino acids. Gene Ontology annotation, cellular component: nucleus. Gene Ontology annotation, molecular function: cyclin-dependent protein serine/threonine kinase inhibitor activity.
AGGAAAAGUGCAGCCAAAAGCAGAUAAUUCUCCGAUCUCCAGCAGCGCACGGGGCUUGUACGUGCAGAGAGGAAUUAAAAUUGUUGCAGAAAUCAAUAUACCUAAGUUCUGAUAGCUGUCUUUUCGCAUCAAUAAUCCCUGGUUUCGUCGCUCUGACAGUGUGAUUAAGGUUUGAUUCCUGGAAAUUUCGCACAUGGUUAGGUGAAUUGGUAAGUGCACGGGGCCAGUGAAAGCGCUGAUCAUGGAAAAGGCGGCUGAGACGGCGACGGCGACGGCGGAGGAAGGGAGGAAGAGAAAAAUUACCGUAGAAAACUCGGAGCUGUCAACGUCCUCGAUUAGGUUUAAAACGCGUUGUUUAUCGGAGGCGACACCGGAGAAUUCAGCUUCGUCGGUGAGGUCGGGAAAUUCGACGUGCGAGAGCGUUAGUUCCGGUGGUGGUGUGUUGGGCUCGUGUUGCUCAAGUAGCAGAUUGAGUGAACUGACCAAGGACAGUUCGAAAUUGGCAGAUCUGGAGCAAGGGAAUGAGGUGACAGUGGAUUUCUUCGCAACAUCGGCUGGCGUUUCGGCGGAUUUCACAGAGAGGAGAGAGAAGUCAUCGAACGAGGCUGAAGAACAGUCAGGCGAUCUAGAGUCGACACCUAUGCCACGUGAUUCAAAUUCUCGCCGUCGUUCCACUACGGUUAAAAUGCCAUCAGAGGCUGAACUCGAAGAGUUCUUCGCCACGGCUGAGAAGAAUCUUCACAAACAAUUCGCAGACAAGUAUAACUACGACGUAGUGAAGGACGAGCCAAUGGAAGGUCGCUACGAGUGGAUUCCAGUUCAAUUCAAACCAUGCUCUAUGAAGAAGAAGCAGAAGAAGAAUAAGAAGCAAGCUGUCAGUAUUUAGCAGUAGUCAGAUCGCGGACGAUUGCUCCAUGGAAGUUGAUCAGUCAAAAUCAAACUGGGAAAAGGUGAUAUGGAGAAACUGUGGUCCGUGGUUUCCCUUUACUCUGAAUUUAGAAGAAUUGGUAGGCCAAGAUUGCUUCUUAUCAAUCCAUCAUCUUACAUAGAGAAUUGUAUGAGUCAGUCAGCCCACAAGCUAAGGUUAGCAAUUUAUUAUGUUAUAGUAAUGUACAAUUAUUACUGUACUUUGUUCUUUUUUAAUCAUUCUCAAGGUUAGCAAUUUGUGUUAAAAAUUAGAGUUUAAGUUAUAUAGGGAUCUGGGAAAGAACUAUUGUCUUUGCUGUGAUGAGGUGUAGCAUAACGAGGAAUAAUCAUUAGCUUGCCUAAGAGAAAGAAAUGGAGAGGAAAUAGCAGCACAUGCAAAUAGAUUCUACCCAUGUUCCUAUUUGAUUUACAAGCCAUUACUUUAUUAUAAAUAUAAAUUUACAUAAUUCAAAACCAUAUGACUGGAUCCAAUAAAUUUGAUUUUAU